AUGGAAGUCACGACCGACGAAUUUAAAGAAGAUACUUGCCCAAGCAUGAAGAAAUAUCUGUAUGUGGAGUAUAAAUGUAUCGAUAGGAGUGCUUUUAAGACAGAAAAUAUGAUUGGUAAGUUUUGGGUUUUAAUCGUUCCUAUACACACGGAAAUGUCUCCUUGUAUCAAGUUUGCCAACAAGUUGUGUUCGCACUGCUUGUCCCAAGUUGUCAAUAAGUAUGGAACAAGCUGUUAACAAGGUUGUUCCAAAAGUCUGAUACGUCAGUCAUCAAUAUAACAAUAUUUUUACAACCUUGUGUCGUCAACCUUGUAACAUUCUUGUUAUGUCAUGACUGUAUCAGACUUGUUAGAACAACCUUGUAUACAAGUCUGAUAAUGCCAUCAAGCUUGUUAUAAGUUGUUAACAGCGUGUUCCAAACUUGUUAACAACAACUGGGAACAAGCAGUGCGAACACAAUUGUAUUCCAACAACUUGUCAACAGGAUGUGUUCGCACUGCUUGUUCCCAGCUUGUUGACAACUUGCUACAAGGUUGUUGAGCUCAAUAAACUUGUUACAAGUUGCUCCAACAACUGGUUAUUGUCCUGCAAUUUAACAAUUUGUCAACAAGUUGUGAGUGACAACCUUGUAGCAACUUGAUAAAAUAACAGCAUUGUUACAACUUGUUGACAAGCUUGCUACAAGCCUGUUGCGAACACAUCUUGUUGACAAGUUGUGACAUUUUUACGUGCGUAGGAGAAUACGCGAUCGGUCUUUGCGUGUGUACACACGUAAAUAAAAACGCACAAGUUGUAACAGGUCUGCAAACAAGUUGUUACAAGUCUGUUCACAAACUGUCAACAAGUUGUGCUCGCACUGCUUGUUCCCAGUUUGUUGUAACAAGUUUGAAACAUUAAGUUGUUAACAACUUGUAACAAGCUUGAUGGCAUUAUCAGCCUUGUUACAAGAUUUUGCUAACAAGUUUGUUACAGCCAUGAUAUAACAAGGAUGUUACAAGGUUGUCAACACAAGGUUGUAACAAUCUUGUUAUAUCAAGCAUGUCACAGUCUUGUCAGAACAACCUUGCAACAAGUCUGAUAAUUUCGACAAGGUUGUUACAAGUUGUCAACAAGUUGUUCCAAACCUGUUGACAACUUGUGACAAGCAGUGCGAAUACAUCUUCUUAACAGCUUGUGAACAGACUUGUAACAAACUUGUGCGUUUUUACGUGUGUAUACAAACUUCGUCACGUUCAUGACUUCUUUUGUGUUGUUCAUGAAUUAUUAAUGAGACGUACAAGGUAUUUUACAUAGACAGUAAUGUUCAUUUUUAGUUAGGAAGAUACGACUGGCUUCCGAAUCCACACCCGGUCGAGGUUUUGUUGAAUUACUAGAAGAUAGCAAACCAAAUACUUGGCAACGUUUGUGUAUCAACAAUAUGAGGGACAUAGUGAAAGGCGUGAUUUGCCGAACACUUGGUUAUUCUGGUGUACAAGAGGAGCAGUCCAGUGUCGGUAGCGGUCAGGAGGAUGAAGGAAAUCUGGAAAUACCUGUCCUUCAUGGCAAUGUGUAUUGCAACAGCCAAGACAAUAACGUGUCUUCGUGUUGUCUGGAGAAAGUGAAUUCUGAAGAAAAUUCGUGUUCUACCAUGGCGCGCGUUUCAUGUGAGUAUUUUGAAUUCACACAAUUUCCGUAUGUCUAGACUAAUAUUUGAUCUGGACAAGAAAGGUGAAAUCUAUCAUUAUAGCUUAAAAGAACAUCCUUAAAUUAGUAAUAUUGCCAAAUUUGGUUGCAAAAUGUUGUAAAACACGGAAAAUAUAGUCCUGUGAAAUUAGCAAAUUUUGAGUAUUUUAGUAUUACGCGCGGAAAAAAGCACCACUUUUGGAGCCUGAAGUUGCAAAAUUUGCUAAUUUUACAUGGCUAUAUUUUCCGUAUUUUACAACAUUUCGCAACCAAACUUUGCAAUUCUACUAAUUUUAGGAUGCUCUUUUGAGCUAUAAUGAUAGAUUUCGUCUUUCUUGUUUAGAUAAAAAAUUAGUCGAUAGCUGGAAUCAUCCAUUGCUGGGGAGAUGGCGUUUCAAUUUCUUGCCUCCGUAAUGUCGACAUUUCCAAAGUUGACCAUUAUCAAUUAUACAAGUACGUAAAUCAUGAUUUAUUUAUUUCUAGGUGCAAUCUGUUCAGAACCAGUUCUGAGCAGCACACACGAUCCAGUUGUCGUAUACAGUGCCUCGAACUCCUUGCCUGGUUAUUCCGCUGAGCAAGCUGCAAUGUCGAGCGAUUCCACGUGGUGCGCACGUGAUUCACCUGAGUCACAUGACUACUUGAAGCUUGACCUUGGCGAGGCGUACGUCAUCACGCAAGUAGCGAUUUUGGGAGCUGUACCGCGAGGAAACUGGGUCACAGCAUACGAAAUGUUAUACUCUAAGGACGAGGCCGAUUGGUUACCUGGGAUUGCCAAUGCGCAAAAUGUAAGUCCAUAAGGUAAAUUAUGUACCCACGUAAAAACGCGCAAGUUGUUUAGCAGAUCUGCAAACAAGGUUGUUGACAAGCCGAUAUCAGGAUGUGUUCGCACCAGUGAACUAAGGUUCGCACUGCUUGUUCCCAGUUGUUGUGACAAGUCUGGAACAAGUUGUUAUCUUCUUGUUACAAGGUUGACGAGACCAACAGACUCGCAACAAGUUGUUCCAGCAAGUCUGAAACACGCGUAAAAGUCUCACAUCUUGUAUCAAGUCUGCCAACAAGCCGUCAACAAGUUGUGUUCGCACUGCUUGUCCCAAGUUGUCAAAAAGUUCGGAACAACUUGUUAACAACUUGUAAUAAGCUUGUUGAUAUUAUCAGACUUGUUGCAAGGUUGUUCCAACAAGUCCGAUACAGUCAUGAUAUAACAAUAUUGUUACAACCCUGUGUGGUCCAACAUAUAAAAUUCUUGUUAUAGUGUUAUAUCAUGACUGUAUCAGACUUGUUAGAACAACCUUGUAACAUUCUUGUUAUAUCAUGACUGUAUCAGACUUGUUAGAACAACCUUGUAACAUUCUUGUUAUAUCAUGACUGUAUCAGACUUGUCAGAACAACCUUGUAACAUUCUUGUUAUAUCAUGACUGUAUCAGACUUGUUAGAACAACCUUGUAUUACUUGUAACAUUCUUGUUAUAUCAUGACUGUAUCUGACUUGUUAGAAAAACCUUGUAACAUUCUUGUUAUAUCAUGACUGUAUCAGACUUCUUAGAAAAACCACCUUGUAACAUUCUUGUUAUAUCAUGACUGUAUCAGACUUCUUAGAACAACCUUGUAACAUUCUUGUUAUAUCAUGACUGUAUCAGACUUGUAAGAACAACCUUGUAACAUUCUUGUUAUAUCAUGACUGUAUCAGACUUGUUAGAACAACCUUGUAACAUUCUUGUUAUAUCAUGACUGUAUCAGACUUGUUAGAACAACCUUGUAACAUUCUUGUUAUAUCAUGACUGUAUCAGACUUGUUAGAACAACUUGUAACAUUCUUGUUAUAUCAUGACUGUAUCAGACUUGUUAGAACAACCUUGUAACAAGUUUGAUGAUGGUAUCAAGCUUGUUACAAGUUGUUAACAGUUUGUUCCAAACUUGUUACAACAACUGGGAACAAGUAGUGCGAACAUAACUUGUGGACAGCUUGUGAACAGAUUUGUAACAACUUGUUUGCAGACCUGUAACAACUUGUGCGUUUUUACGUGUGUAUCGUCUGCACGCAACAAGUUGUUAACAAGUUUAUGACAACAAGCUCGUAGCAACUUGUUAGUGAACAGCCUGUAUUAGUCUUGUUGGAACAACUUGUAGCAAGUUUGUUGGCUGACAGAAAACAUGAUAAAGGUUAUCGUAAAGAGUUAAAUACCAUUGAUUCAAAGAUUCAGUUCUUUUUUAAUUUUUAUUUAGCGUCUUCCCGGAAACUCCGCCAGUGAUGAGUUAUCCAGCUCUAUUUUUGACUCCGUAAUUCACGCGAGAUUCAUCAAAGUUUUCCCGAAAUCAUGGCAAGGCCAUCCAUGCUUGAAACUGGAGAUCUGUGGACACAGUAUGUGAUUUUCUCUCCAUCACUAUUUUAUUAUUGUCUAAACGAAAGAACUCCUAAUACUGUAAAGUAAUUCUUUUGAAAAAAUUGGUUCCCAUGGUUUGUUCUUGAGAUAUUUCAUUUUGUUUGAAACAUGUAAUUACUUCAUUUACUCAAUUACGUAUAUAAUACAUAUGUAAUGGGAUAACAGUAAAUGUUGUAUAUCUGUGUUAUUUUUUACGGAUUUUUUUAAAAAAAAGUAUGUAAAAUGAUAUAAGUUAAAUUAACAAAUGCCCCGCAUUUUUGGAAAGAUUUUGAUAAAAAAUAGCAAAGAUACACAACAAUUACUGAUAUCUCAUUAUAUAGGUAACUGAAUAAAUGACGUCACAUAAGAACAAAAAUCUCCAAAACAAGUUACUAUGCAGUUUUAAGAGCAUUUUCGUUCAGCAAAAUAAAAAUUUUAAUGACAGUGCCACUUUAAAUGAAAAUUAAACAACGCUUAUACUUGGUCUAUUUGUUCUAAACUGUUCUUGCAUUUCUCACAACCGUUCAUGUCUUAAAAUUGUACAUAUAUCUUUCACAGAGCUUCUUCCAGCUGCUCCAACAAAUUUCACGCUGCGCAGACUCACAGCAUAUACCGCUGACCUGACAUGGAUCAAGCCUGCGGACACAGGUGAUGGACAAUUUACACAUUAUCAAAUCAGUCUGCUCCGAGAUGGAAAACUGGACUCUAACAUAACAACUCAGACUGGAUCGUGGCAUUUUACUUCCUUGAGACCUUACACCAAGUAUUCUGUGGUAGUACAAGCUGGUAAUGAUCAUGGUUAUGGUCAGGAGACAGAGCUGACAUUUAGGACUAACUCAACAGGUACAAAUGGUUUGACCACUGAUCUUUUAAGUAAUUCAUUAAACUGGACAGUGCUUGCUAAAGGCUAGUCAUUUACAGUAACACUAACACCUUUAGAACUGAUAGAGCUAACCAGUAUAAAUAAAGUUAGUUUAGUUUAGGUUUCGUCCUGUAGUAACACUGGAUCAAUAAGAGAUGAUCCUUACUAGACCUCUAGGAAGAACAGUUUAGAACUGAUAGAGCUAUCCAGUAUAAAUAAAGUCAGUUUAGUUUAGGUUUCCUCCUGUAGUAACACUGGAUCAAUAAGAGAUGAUCCUUACUGGACCUCUAGGAAGAACAGUUUAGAAUUGAUUGAGCUAUCCAGUAUAAAUAAUGUUAGUUUAGUUUAGUUUAGGUUUCCUUAUGUAGUAACACUGGAUCAAUAAAAAGAUGAUCCUUGCUGGACCUCUAGGAAGAACAGUUUAGAACAGACAGAACUGUCUGGAUAUUCUGUUUAAUCUUUUUGAUUUUCUUAUUUCAGCCCCCACUGCUCCGCCAUUGGACAUCAAACUAUCACCGAUUAGUUCAACCUCGUUCAGUAUUUCCUGGAAAGCACCGCCGUCGUUUUAUCGAAAUGGAAUUAUAACCGGCUACGAAGUUUGUUUUGCCUGGGUGAAAUCAGAUGAACAUUGUGAUCGUAUCAUCAGAACUACAGCGACAAGUAUUCGCCUGGGUUACCUGUCGCCAGCCACUCAAUACAAGGUUAAAGUUCUGGCGAGAAACGACGCGGGGUCUGGACACUACAGUGAAGAAUAUUUUCAGAUUACUAAUGCAGGUAAAAAUAUCAAUAAGAGAUAAUCCUUACUGGACCUUUAGGGAGAACAGUUUAGAACUGAUAGAGUUAUUCGGUGUAAAUAAAGUUAGUUUAGUUUAGGUUUCUUCCUGCAGUAACACUGAAUCAAUAAGAGAUGAUCAGACAGUUUGGAACUGAUAGAGCUAUCCAGUAUAAAUAAAGUUAGUUUAGUUUAGGUUUCCUCCUGUAGUAACACUGGAUCAAUAAGAGAUGAUCCCUACUGGACGUCUAGGGAGAACUGUUUAGAAAUAAUAGAACUAUGCAGUAUAAAUAAAGUUAGUUUAGUGUCAAUGGUUUGAAUUUGAAAGCUAUGUGUAGAAAACCUCGUUAUUUUCUAAAUUUUAUGUAGAAGCUGCUGUCUGCAAUCGCUCAUCAAUCACAAGUGAAACGUUCGUUGUCAAACCACAAAAACCCAGAGAAGAAGUCAGGUAAGACACUACUGGUAAUAUCAGACUGUCUCUCUGUAGUUCAGUUGGUCAGAGCGCUGCACCGGAAUCGCAGGAUUGCAGAUUCGAUUCCUACCAGAGGCUCUGUAUAGUUGCAUUUUUCACAACUGUUCCUGGUGAGGUUUCAUAAAUAUGUAAAAUUCACACUCUAAUUCUCAUGAAGUACUAAAGUGAAUACUGUACUGAAUACUAUAGUGAAUACUAUACUAUACCGUACUGUUGUGAAGACUAAAGUGAACACUGUCGUAUUAAUUAUAAGUAAGAUCUAUUUCGCAACACCUUUGAGAAAAUAAUGUUAAUUCUCGUCAUUACACAGUAGUCUUGUAAACCUUCUUAAACAAUUACGUUUUAUAGAUUUUGCCAAGUGUUAGUACUUGCCUUAUCUUCAGACGAGAGUUUCCCUGGCGAACAUCUUUUCUCUGCUGAAGCUGUGACAUACCUUGAUGCAUCUGGUUCAUCUAUACCCUACAUCACCGCAGAGUUCCGAGCUUCGGAUUUUGACAAAUAUCAAGACUUUACUGUAGGAGACAGAGUGCUAUUUCCUGCACUUUCAAUGUUGAAUAACAAUAAUAGCCAAGCAAAGAAAUAUUUUAAUGGACCAUUGACGCCAAAUACUCGUUACACAGUGUUUCAGAGAUUUCUCUCGGAUAAGGUUGGUCUUCGCCUCCAGGAAUACAACUAUCCAGUAUAAAUAAAGUUAGUUUGGUCAAGGUUUCCUCGUGUAGUGACACUGGAUCAAUAUAAGAGAUGAUCCUUACUGGACCUCUAGGAAGAGCAGUUUAGAACUGAUAUAAUUAUCCAGUAUUAAUAUAGUUAGUUUAGUCUGGUCUAGUUUAGUCUAGUCUAGUCUAGGUUUCCUUCUAUAGUAACACUGGAUCAAUAAGAAAUUAUCUUUACUGGAUUUCUAGGGAAAACAGUUUAGAACUGAUAGAGCUAUCCAGUACAAAUAAAGUUAGUUUAGUUCAGGUUUCCUCCUGUAAUAACACUAGAUCAAUAAGAGACGAUUCUUACUGGACCUCUAAGAAGAACAGUUUAGAACUGAUAGAGCUAUCCAGUAUAAAUAAAGUUAGUUUAGUUUAGGUUUCCACCUGUAGUAACACUGGAUCAAUAAGAGAUGAUUCUUACUGGACCUCUAGGGAAAACAGUUUAGAACAGAUAGAGCUAUCCAGUAUAAAUAAAGUUAGUUUAGUUUAGGUUUCCUCCUGUAGUAACACUAGAUCAAUAAGAGAUGAUUCUUACUGGACCUCUAGGAAGAACAGUUUAGAACUGAUAGAGCUAUCCAGUAUAAAUAAAGUUAGUUUAAUUUAGGUUUCCUUCUUUAGCAACACUGGAUCAAUAAGAGAUGAUUCUUACUUGACCUCUAGGAAGAAUAGAUCGAGUUGAUUAAAACACUAAAAACUCUUUCUUUUAGAAACUGCUGUAUUCCUCCGACUUUCUUGCUCCUGUCAAAACAAGUGAAGUUAAAACGCCUAAUACUAGUUUUCAAGGUAUAAAAAUAAUAUUUUCUAUAGAUGCGUUUCACAAAGCACUAUCGUGCGGCAGAUGGUGGUCAACCCGCAGUUAUCAGAGUGAGAAACGAAAGUAAAUAUAUAGUACUUGUUUUUGGAAGCAAGAGCAUAGAAACGUACUUUAACUUUCUUCUUGCAUGCUAAAGGUUGACUGUCAUCUGCUGUCUGCAACGUUUACUGAAACCACCAAUUGUUAUAAAUUAUGCUCAGAAGUAAUUGACUUGUGUUUUACUAUCAUAUAAUGUUUAUUUGGCUCUACAUUUCAGCACAAUGCGUUAGUUCAGUGACAACGUUCAAAAUUCCUUUCGUAAUCAUGACCGUAUUCUUGUGCGUUUUACUCUUCAUUAUCGCUUGUUACUUCGUACUAAAAUGGCGACGACGACAACAUGAAACAGGAAAGACUAAAGACAAAACAAAACGCGCCACAACGGAUGAAAAGAUUCCGAUGAACGACAAAAAAGACAAUAAUAAUGAACUAACAACAGCUUAGGAUUACUUUUGCACAUGUAAUGCACGCGUAAAAUAAUUUCAUAACUUGUCAACAAGAUGUGUUCGCAGCAAACUUGUGGAAAGCUUGUCAACAAGUUGUAAAAAUGUUGUUUAUCAAGUUGCUACAAGGUUGCCACUCGCAACUUGUUAACAAAUUGUUGAAUUGCAGGACGAUAACAAGUUGUUGGAACAACUUUUAAAGUUUACCUAACCUUAAUUAUUUUAGCAUCUCAUUCCUAAGAACCUUUGAAAUGAUAUUGUAACUUAUUUUGAAGAUUUUCGUUUGCACACUUAUUAUUUCAGAGUUAUUUCAGUUCUAUUGGUAUGCAAAUGUCCGGAAUUUACGUCACAUCUGAAUAAUGACUGCAUGAUCAAAGAAUGUAAUCUACAGUUAAAUAUCGUGAAAUAGAAGGGCCAAAUUGUGUUUGACAUAGGUAUGUAAUCCUCCCACAACUCCAAACUUUAUUUUAAUAAAUUAAACUCGAUAGUGAAUACGAUAAACAACCUUUUACUUUAAAUCAUUAUGCAUUUAUGACGUAAAUUCCGGAUUUGCAUACCAAACAAACUGAAAUAUCUCAGAAACAAAGUGAGCAAACGAAAAUAUUCAAAAUAUCAUUUCAGAAGUUCUUAAGAAUGAGAUGAUAAAAUAAUUGAGGUUAGUUGCACUUUAACAAGUCUGUUGUUCCAACAACAUUGUAGCAAUUCGUCAAAAAAAAAAGCUGGGAACAAGCAGCGUACACACAUCCUGAUAAUGCCAUCAAGCUUGUUGCAACUUGUUAACAACUUGUUCGAAUCUUGUUACAACAACUGGGAACAAGCAGUGUGAACACAACUUGUCGACAGCUUGUGAAUAGAUUUGUAACAACUUGUGCGUUUUUAUGCGUGUACACGCGUAAAUAUCUCGCAUCUUGUAACAAAUCUAUCAACAAGCCGUCAACAAGUUGUGUUCGCACUGCUUGUCCCAAGUUGUCAACAAGUAUGGGACAAGCUGUUAACAACUUGUAACAACCUUGUUGAUAUUAUCAGACUUGUUGCAAGGUUGUUCCAACAAGUCCGAUACAGUCAUGAUAUAACAAUAUUGUUACAACCUUGUGUCGUCAACCUCGUAACAUUUUUGUUAUAUCAUGACUAUAUCAGAACAAAUUGUUAGAACAACCUUGUAACAAGUCUGAUAAUCCCAUCAAGCUUGUUACAAGUUGUUAACAGCUUGUUCCAAAUUUGUUACAACAAACUGGGAACAAGCAGUGCGAACACAACUUGUCGACAGCUUGUGAACAGAUUUGCAACAACUUGGGAAACAACCUUGUAACAAGUCUGUUGCUGGUUUACAACAACUUGCUAACAAGCUGGAAACAAGCAAUUCGAACACAUUAAUAUGAUUUCACAGUCAGUAUAACUUGACUGCACUUCGCACUGAAAGUAAUAUAUUAAACUUUAAUUAAACCACGAAAAUGUUUGUGAAAUUAUGUAUCAAAACUAUUGGAGACCACAAAUAGAUGUUGAAGGUUUGUCAUGGUAUUAUAUUUUUCCGUUGAGCAAGAUACCAAAAAUGUAUCCCAAAGGUCACGGGUUCGAUUCCCACCGUGGUCAGGCAAACUUUUCAGCUUGCCCGGUGUCGAUGCACACUCAGAGUGACAUCACAAACAUCAUAUUCACCUGAGUACAUUACACCAACACACAUAAAAAUCAAUAUGUUAUUUGUUCCUUUCUGCUACCCAUAGUACCGCCAAGUUACCCACCGCGAGAUAUUCAAUUAAACGUCGAAAGUUCAACGGCUAUCAAUAUUUCCUGGAAAGCACCAAUUCUCGAAAACACUCUUCGCACAACAGGUUACCAAAUUUGUAUUGCGCAUGUGCAAUCAGAUGAAGAAUGUGAGGUGAUUUUGAGGACGAAAGCUUCCACAUUCGUUGCGAGUGGUUUAAUGCCAGCCAGGAAAUACAAAGUUAGGGUCUCGGCGAAGAAUAAAGUUGGAUACGGGAAAUAUAGCAAGGAUUAUAUUACGUUAACCAAUUCAGGCAAGUAG
Molecule: messenger RNA, 10140 nt
Organism: Paramuricea clavata
Lineage: Eukaryota; Metazoa; Cnidaria; Anthozoa; Malacalcyonacea; Plexauridae
Source: the annotation of a GenBank genome assembly